AUGGCUAUCGACUAUCGCCAUGGAAUCUCCAUCCUCGAAUUAAUAGUAUACAUCCCCACCUUAUUCACGGCAUUAUGGAUGGCCUUUCGCCAUGGUUUCACACGAAGCUCGGGCUGGAUAUUCUUCGUGAUAUUCUCGUUAGCUCGAAUCAUCGGGUCCUGCUGCUACCUAGCCACCAUCAACAAUCCUACAUCAGUCGAUCUCUACGUGGCAUGGGCAGUCUGCACAUCCAUCGGAGUCUCGCCUCUAACCUGGGCCUGCAUUGGCCUGUUGUCUCGAGCUAACGACUCGAUCCAACGGAAAUCCGGCCACGCUCUACACCCCCUCCUGUUCAAGGUGACCGGCCUGAUCACCAUCGUAGGCAUGAUCCUGGGCAUCGUGGGCCAAACGAAGAGCACCAGCCCGACGGAGGGACUGUACAACUCCAAGACGAAAGCCGGGUUGGUGCUGUACCUCAUCGCAUGGGUCGGCCUCUGCAUCCUGCUGCUCCUCAUCUCUCUCAGAUAUCAGCGGAUCGAGGAAGGCGAGCACCGCCUGCUCCUAGCCGUCGGCAUCUCGAUACCUCUUCUCUUCGUGCGCAUCCUAUACUCCUUGCUAUCGGCCUUUGCCCAGAAGCCAGAGUUCAGCUCGCUCUCCGGAAACGUCACCAUCCAGCUGUGCAUGUCGGUCCUGGAGGAAAUUGCAAUCGUCUUCGUUUGUCUGGGGAUCGGGCUGACGUUGUCUGUCCGGCCCGCCUUCGAGCCCUUCCAGGCCAACACCCAGGAUGCGCCGAUGCUCGAGUCGCAGGCGCAGCCAGACUCAGACAUGUCGAGUAUGGAGUACGACAGCGCGAAGCCGGAGCGCAGAUACAAGAAGCGACGGGGUGGACCUAUUACGCAGCUUGUUGGGCUGGCAGUCGAUGAGAUCAACUACCGACGCCAGAAGUGA
Messenger RNA from Aspergillus aculeatus ATCC 16872, 927 nucleotides. RefSeq lists its product as uncharacterized. The transcript has 2 exons. Bases 1 to 927 code for a protein of 308 amino acids. The record is from RefSeq and is a predicted model, not a curated record. NCBI's taxonomy places the organism in Eukaryota, Fungi, Ascomycota, Eurotiomycetes, Eurotiales, Aspergillaceae.